CUCUCACUCUCGCGUCCUUCUGCCAACGUCUUUGUCGAGCGCUCAGCAUUUCUCUGCUCACUGCCACAGCGCAUGGCUCUCAAUGGCGAUGACAAUGGCGAUGGCGGUGACGAUGCCGCAGGCCAGCUCCCCGACAUCGUAGCCACGCAUGACCAGCUUCCCGACAUUGUGGCCACGCAGGGCAAGUUCCUCGUCCCGCCCAUCUCGACACCCACCUUCGCAUCUCGCUACAACGCCAACUUCGCGGCCGCCCUCGUACAUGCCCUUCGCCGACUCCAGGAGAAGGGAGCCGUGCGAAGGGUUAUAUACGGAGAGCAGGCGGACACGUGGCCGCAGGGACACACUCCGCCAUCGGUGCGCGCGCAGUUUCAGAGCGACAAGCACAUGGCGCUCCGCGAAUUAAUGACAGUUUUGACGCCGCCGACGCCCAGUAGCAGCGCCGGCAGCGGUAGUGUCAGCGUCAGCAAUCUAUCGCCUCCUCCUUCACCAGGGAGCCUAAACAGCCCCUUUGCGAGCAAGCUUCCGGAGUCCGCCUCUCGCAGCCCAGUCCGUGAUUUAAAGCGCCGGCGCGAGCACUCCCCGACCGAGGCCACCUCAGCUUCACCUUCUGCCUGCUAUUUCACUGGCGCCAGCGUACCCAUCUCGACCGAAUCAGCCUCGCUCUUCCUUUCCUCCAGAUGCCGGAAGCGUCCCCGUACACAUUGCACAACCGAAGAUGUGGGCACCGAUAACCUUAGAACAAGGCCGGCGAUAAUCCCCUCCGCUUCAGGCCCUGCGGCCUAAAUCGUACUUUUUCCGCCGCUUAAAUAGAAGACGGCAGACCUACCUCUCCUGCACUUCUACUUCUAGCUACUUCUAUACACAGACCCAGCCGCCUAGAGCCUAGUUCGACACCCUCCGGUACGCAGAGCCUCCUCAGGCUUCAAUCAGUGCAGCCAGCGAUAAGACCAUGCAUGCAGGUCGCCUAGCAUAAAUUCAAGAGGCUCAAGAGCAUGGUCAAGGACGCGGUAGAGCUUAGUUAACAUGCAUUAAGCGAUAAAUAGAAUGUAAGACUUUAGAUACUUAGAGCUGUAUUAGAGAAUUUUAAUAUGUUAUAAGAAGAGUAGAAAUACGUAGAG
Molecule: messenger RNA, 1118 nt
Organism: Trematosphaeria pertusa
Lineage: Eukaryota; Fungi; Ascomycota; Dothideomycetes; Pleosporales; Trematosphaeriaceae
Exons: 2
Coding region: 73-783 (236 amino acids)
Source: RefSeq, a predicted model, not a curated record